Colletotrichum fioriniae is the source of this 315-nucleotide messenger RNA. RefSeq lists its product as uncharacterized. Lineage: Eukaryota; Fungi; Ascomycota; Sordariomycetes; Glomerellales; Glomerellaceae. The record is from RefSeq and is a predicted model, not a curated record.
AUGGGCAGUGAUAAGGGCAAAGACUGCCUCAUACCCUUGCUCACUAGACAUCUCGAAAGGCUCCUGAUCGGAAUUCAUUCAUCCAACAAAGGCAUCAUACUCAAAGAAGCCAAUCCCAUCCUAGAUCACGCCGACUUUGAUAAACAGGAUUACACUAAAGGCCAACAGCAUGGUAGUUGCCACUGGAUCUGCCUGAUGGCUGCCAGUGAUGACGAGCUCCGAUCUGAUCUGGCCAGCUGCAUUGUCAACAGAACGAUAGGCAAGGCCAUCGUGGAAUACUUCGGGGGCGGUCUCAUCUUCUACCACAGGAUGUGA